GGCGGGGCGGGGCAGAGCGGUGGGGUCGCCGCCCGCCGUUUCUGCCCCCUCGGGGACGGACCUCGGCGGGCCCCUGGCGCUCGGCGGGGCGGCGGCGGCGGCCCGGGGCCUCCUGGCGGGACGGAAACGGCAGCUCGGGAGCAGAAGUGGAGGCGUAAAUAGCGUUAUGUAUUGAGGCAGAGGAAGUAGAUUUGUAUCGGGCGCAAUUUUUCAGUACCUUUACCCUCAGCUGUAUGUUUGGCGGUAUAUACCGAGUAGUGAGAUGUCCUCAAAAAAGAAAAUUAAGAUAAAUCAUUCCGGAAAGAAAUUAAAGGAACACAAAGCCAACUCCCAUCCUCGCUGCAAAGCGCUUCCGCUUGAGGAACCAGAUGUCUCAAGGAUAUUGAAGGUAGCAGAAGGAAAUCAACUUGAGGAGCUUGACGAUUCAUUUGAUCACCCUUUGCACAGUACUGCUGUGGAUGCUUACGGAGAGGAACAUUCACAAAACGAGUCAAUUAGUCACAUUUCAGCUCCACGAAGGAGAAAUAAAGAAAGAAGUAAAAAAACCCAUCACUUGGAAGCGUCUGAUAGUGAUGUUCAGAAAUCCAGCACAGCUGAUCCUGAAGAUGAAUCCCUUAAGGAGACUGUGAAGACUCUGAAUAUUACUCAAUUCCAGGCAAAAAAGAAGCAGCGGCCUUCAGAGAAGGACACGUCAGAUCCUUCUGGGGGGAGCCCGUGUUCUAUAGAGGUUUGGUGUCCCAAAAAGCUGAAUAGAUCUCCCAGAGAUAUUACAGAACUGGAUGUUGUUCUGGCUGAAUUUGAGAAGAUAGCAGCAAAUUACAGACAAAGCAUAGAAUCAAACGUGUGCAGAAAAGCUAUCGAUGGCUUCUGUUCUGCUUUCAAGGAGCAAAUCACCGAUCUUAUAGCGGAGGUCCAGGAAUUAAAGAAUAUGAAGAAAAAAAAUGCUAAGGUGAUAAUGGACAUCAAAAAGAAAAGGCAGGGACUGUUGCAAGUCAGAGAAGAGCUAAUUGGAGCUGAUCCACAACUGAUACAACUACAAAGAGAAUAUGCUGAGCUACAGGAAAGGAAAUCUUCCUUGAGGCAGGCAACUGAAUUACUUACUGAUUUAAAGGAACUACGGCAAGACUGUUUGGAUUACAGAGAAGAAAACCCACACGGAAAAGUGAUAUAUGGAGUUUCCAGCCUACCUGCUCUUCUGGUGGAGUCGCGGAGAAUUCUAGGAGCAGAAAGACACUUCCAAAAUAUCAACAUGAAACUGGAAGAGGCUCUGACUGUACAAAGAGGGCAACUAUCAAAGAAACAUUAAGUGUUUUUAAUAAACUUUUUGUUGUUCGUCAGGAACAAUUAUUAGAAUGGUCAGUGCUUAGAGCUUGUUUAAUCUUUGUUGCUGUAUUUUGCUUCAGUAUUUAAAAGAAGUCAGUGAAUUAGUCAGAUUGUAUCUUUCUAUUGUCAAAUAGUCCACAUGAGAACUUACCCAGAAUAUCAGUGAGAUUAUAGUAAAAUAGCAAUUCCAGUUGAACUAGUAGAACUCUCCUGUGCUUUGUUAACAAUGUUAGUUUUUAAUCUUGGGCUAUUAAAGCCAUGUGAUCUUGAAAGCAAUAUAUACUUUUAAAAGAGAACACAGUCAUUGGUUGAACUACUGAUAGACAAAUCUUUCUAUUAAAUUUGCAUUUGAAAUAAAUAAUUUCCUCCCA
This is a messenger RNA of Phalacrocorax carbo (great cormorant), 1694 nucleotides long. The record is from RefSeq and is a predicted model, not a curated record. NCBI's taxonomy places the organism in Eukaryota, Metazoa, Chordata, Aves, Suliformes, Phalacrocoracidae.